This is a messenger RNA of Aphis gossypii (cotton aphid), 717 nucleotides long. RefSeq lists its product as uncharacterized. The transcript has 4 exons. The record is from RefSeq and is a predicted model, not a curated record. Bases 16 to 603 code for a protein of 195 amino acids. NCBI's taxonomy places the organism in Eukaryota, Metazoa, Arthropoda, Insecta, Hemiptera, Aphididae.
UCGUCAAAUACCAGAAUGAUUUUAUUUAAAUUGUAUGUGAUUUUGGGUGUCUUAGCCAUCUCCAAAGCGCUAACAACAUUUAUGCCUAAUUUACCUUUGGGUGAAUAUAGAAUUUUAGCAUCAGCAGUUAAUCAAUGUGAAGAUCAACCAAAAAAUCUACCAUUGAAGGCUAAUUUAUAUUUGAGUAAAAAGUCAUCUAAUACAACCGAAGUUAGAGGGAAUUUGUCAUUGGAGAUACUUUUUGACGAUUCUCUAACAUUAGAUACAAACUUCGCUUCUUGGAGUUUAACUGGAGGUUGGAAACCAAACUCUCUAAUUUAUGUCACUAAGAAUGCCUGUUCUAAAGCUAAAAGUAUCCUGGGAAAUGCAUGGUAUUCAUUUUUAAAGACUGUCAAUUCAACAACUACAAACUGCCCACUACCAAUGGGUAUUUAUCAAAUCUCGGGAUACGACACAGCACUUUUAAAUGACAACAAUUUUCCUAAAGUGUAUUUUUAUGGAAAAUAUAAAUAUGUAGGUAAAAUAAAAAACAAAUAUAAUAAAGUAGUCGGUUGUAUAACUGCUGAGUUAAGCUUUGCACGGCCAUGGGAAUCGACUUUAUAAAUGACUCUGAAAUAUACUAUACAAAUAUAAGUUCAAACAUACAGUUACACAUUCUUUUGGAAAAAGUCUCAACACUCAUCAUCCACGCUAGUCUAUACAGUCAUUUGUUUCAUA